AUAUCUCCAAUGGCGAUCUCCGAUCUCUCUCGAUCCUCCCUCUUCUUCGCAGACCAACGCCUUUGCUCCGCCGACAUCCUCUCGCCCUCUGAGGUCCGAGCUCGAAUCGAGAUCGCCGUCCUCAACUUCCUCAAAUCCAUCUCCUCUCCCGAUCCCUUCAUUCCUGAUCUCCCUCUUAUCUGCAGGGAUGGCAAGAAUGCUGGGAUUCGUCGCAGCCUGCUUACGGACGUCUCCUCAGUCUACGUCUCCCAUUCUUUCAUCACGAGAUCCCUCAGGGGACCUGGAGAUGCCAAGGCCUUCAUCAGAGUGUGGAUGGUGAUGGAGCUGUGCUUCCGGAUCUUGGGUGAUGGGAAGGUAGUCACUCAAAGGGAGCUCUUCUACAAGUUGCUAUCUGAUUGGCCUGACUACUUCUCUUCCCAGUCACUAGUCAAUGCAACCGUUCAAGAUGUGGUUGCAUUGCUCCGAUGCAGUAGGCAAAGUCUUGGGAUCAUGGCUUCAAGCAGAGGGGCAGUCAUUGGGCGCUUAUUGAUUCAGGUGCCUGGUCAUGAGAUUGUUGAUUGUACUCUGGUUGGAAAUUCUGGAUAUGCUAUCACUGGAGAUUUAAAUGUAUUGAGUAAGCUGGUUUUGAGUUCAGAUGCUCGGUAUAUUAUAGUAGUUGAGAAGGAUGCUAUCUUCCAAAGGUUGGCUGAGGAUCAAUUGUAUAAUCAGAUACCAUGUAUUCUGAUCACAGCCAAAGGGUAUCCUGAUAUUGCAACGAGGUUUUUUCUACAUAGAUUAUCACAAGCAUUUCCUUCCCUGCCGAUCCUGGCUUUGGUGGACUGGAACCCAGCCGGACUUGCAAUACUAUGCACUUAUAAAUUUGGAAGUAUAAAGAUGGGUUUGGAAGCAUACAGAUAUGCUUGCAAUGUUAAGUGGCUUGGACUUCGAGGAAAUGAUUUGUAUAUUAUACCUCAACAUUCAAUGGUCCAACUGAAGGCUCGGGACUUACAAAUAGCUAAAAGCUUACUGUCGUCUGAUCUGUUGCAGGAUAUAUACAGGGAAGAGCUGGGAUUUAUGGUAGAAAUGGGAAAACGAGUUGAAAUUGAAGCUUUAUACUGCAAUGGAUUUGAAUACUUGGGAAAAUACAUUGUAAAGAAGAUUGUUCAGUGUGACUACAUCUGAUGGAGACUAUUUACAGUGAAGGGAGGUAUAACCUGCUAUUGAUGACUUGCUUCUUCUGCAUCUCAAGAGUAUGUGAUUUAGUCCAUGAAGAAGCCAUAGAUGAGGGUGACAUUCUGAAGUGUACUUAAUUACUUGGGAGUUCUUCCUUCUCAGUAAGCCCUCUAAUGUGAAAAAUUAUCAUCUAAACUGAAAAUUCGACCGAAUUAGCUAAUAUGUGAUUCAUGAAUUUGUUAAGUUCAGCAAUCCAAUUGAAGAAAUACUUGCUUCUACUGUGCCUUCCUCUGACACUUGGGAACAAUUUAAGAUUUGAAUUGCCUCAAAUUAUGUGAGAAGGAAAAAUCCUCGUCCUUUCUAUCUUCAUGUUCUUAUCGCCUUUGCUGCUUUUCUUCAAACAAAUCAUAGGGUAGGUAGCAUCAGUAUGCAAGACAACUAGAUACUCAUGCCAACGCAACACAAGGAGAUGUUAAAGUGGAGAUUGGCAGAGUUUAAAACACUUUCUUUCUGAGAAAGAAAGCACUUUGAUGGUUUUUGUUUAUGCCAUGACUUAUAACUGAAAUCAACUAGUUUACUUUGGCUAGUCAAAAUUUUCGGGCAUGUCCUCCUCAUGUAAAACAGAGUUUGUGCUGCAUGUGGAUGUGGUGUGGCUGGUGCCAUUUACAGUUUGCACAGAAUGCAAUAUUUUAGCCUCACUGUGAUAAAAAAAACUCCUACUAGAUGCUGGUAGCUAAAAGUAAUCACUAGUAGAGAUGCAUAAAUAAUAGCUGCUUUAGUACUCUCUUCUAUUUUUUUAUUUAUUUAUUUUCUAAGUCAUGUCCUUUUUGUUGCACAAAAGACAGUUUAUUUCAUGAAACUGGUUACAGUUUGUGUGAUGCAAAAAAAAGUCAUUAUUCUUUUACUACAUUUUCAUGUUUCUUUGUUGUAUUUACACACCCAGGUUUUUUUUUUGUUGAAAUAUGAUUAGUUUUGGAGAUAUAUUCAAAUGGGCAUGAAACAUACAUUAGAAUUGCACUUUGUAUAAAAUUCCCACAAAAUAACUAUCUAUUUAUAUUUUUAUUUUGUUGGAUAGAUUUACUGUUUAUAACUUAGCAUCAUAGUGUACGAUCUUCAAGGUGUAAUAAAGGUGUCAUCCCUCUCAUCCGGAGUGCCCAGAGCAUUUUAAUCUAGGCCUAAUAGAUGCUUUUAGGGUGCCACCUAUCUCACA
Molecule: messenger RNA, 2362 nt
Organism: Dioscorea cayenensis subsp. rotundata (Guinea yam)
Lineage: Eukaryota; Viridiplantae; Streptophyta; Magnoliopsida; Dioscoreales; Dioscoreaceae
Product: meiotic recombination protein SPO11-2
Exons: 12
Coding region: 10-1161 (383 amino acids)
Biological process (GO): reciprocal meiotic recombination; meiotic DNA double-strand break formation; meiotic DNA double-strand break processing
Cellular component (GO): nuclear chromosome
Molecular function (GO): ATP binding; DNA topoisomerase type II (double strand cut, ATP-hydrolyzing) activity; DNA binding
Source: RefSeq, a predicted model, not a curated record